AUGUGUUUAUGGUCGUCAAUCUACCUACUAAUGGCUGGAGACAUCUGCCCACAGCCUGGUCCUGACGAUGUUACUCAACUGGGUUUAGAUAUCAAAUCGAGAGGCCUAUCUGUGAUCCAUUUAAACGUACGCAGCCUUCGUAGUAAGCUUGAUGAACUUAAAGUUAGAUUACGAGAUUCGAAAUCAAUCGAUGUACUGACGUUUUCCGAAACAUGGCUUCAUCCAAACAUAUCAGACGAAGAAAUACAAAUCCCGGGCUAUACAAGUUUAAGGCAUGAUCGAACAGGUAAAACUGGUGGCGGUGUUAUUAUAUAUUGUAGAAAUGGUCUUACUUUUAUUACAAGGGAUGAACUGAAAAACAGUAACGAAUCUGUCUGGGUACAAAUCAAUCGUAAUAAGUGUAAACCUUUGGUUAUCGGAUGUGUGUAUAGACCUCCUGACCAACCUAUUGACAAUUUUAUUGACAAUUUUAACACUUCUUUGAAUGGUAUCGAACAGGAUUUUGACAAAAUUGUUCUUGGUGAUUUUAACAUAGAUUUCACCAAAAAUGCAAAUUCACCCCACAAAAGAAUGCUAAAGAGGAUUACGAAUCUUAACGACUUAAGCCAACUAAUUGAGUUACCGACUCGCGUCACUGAAAACAGCCAAUCCCUAAUUGAUUUGAUAUUUACAAAUGUUCAACACAGAAUCAAAGAACAAGGAGUAAUUCCCAUUGGCCUUAGCGACCAUUUCUUGACAUAUUGUGUUUUCAAAUGUGGUGUAGUUCGAACAUCUCCUAAAAUAAUUGAAUUCCGCUCUUUCAAAACUUAUAACAAAGAUGCUUUUGUCAAGGAUCUUACAACCGUGCCAUGGCAUGUAGCUUUUAAUAACCCUGAAAAUGUUAAUGACUGUGUUUAUGCUUGGAAUAAGCUUUUUACAGAUGUGAUGAACGAUCAUGCUCCAAUCAAAACGCGCAGGUCGAGCCGUCCCCCAACGCCGUGGAUGACCUCGGAAAUAGCAAAACUCAUAUCUGACCGGGAUUUUUACUUAAAGAAAGCGAAAAGAGAUAAGUCAAGUAAUCAUUGGGUGAAGUAUAAAAAUCUUAGAAAUGACGUACACAGACACAUUGAGAAAGCUAAAUCUGAUUACUACACCAAUAUCUUACAUGAAUGCCGGGGGGAUUCUGCUAAACUCUGGAAGGCUUUUAAUCAAGUUUUACCAGCGAAACUGACUCCUACUUUCUCUAGCCUGAAAGUAGAUGAUAUUACAUAUACAACGGCAAAGUCAAUCGCUGAUGGUUUUAAUACCUUUUUUGUGAGUGUUGGUAAUAAACUCGCAGAGUGCUUUUCGCAUUGUUCUGAAGAAAGUGGUAGUCUUGGAACAUGUAAUAGUACUUUCACAAUUGCUCCAGUAACAAGUGAGUUUGUAUCCAAGUGCAUUAUUCAGCUAAAAUCAAAUAAAGCCACUGGAUUAGAUAAGAUCAGUGCUCGUAUGAUCAAAGAUGCAGUGUCGGUAAUCACACCUUCUCUUACCAAACUAUUUAAUCUAUCAAUUCAGGAAAAAGUCUUCCCAAACAAUUGGAAAUCUGCUAGAAUAAUUCCCAUUUAUAAAUCAGGAGAUAAGCAAAAUCCGUCAAAUUAUAGACCAAUAUCAAUUUUACCAACCAUUAGCAAGAUACUAGAGAAAGCUAUUCAUAAACAGUUAUCUGCAUUCCUUGAUGACAAUGAUUUACUAUCAACGAGUCAGUUUGGAUUUCGUCUUAAUUCCAACACUGUACUGGCUACAGCACAAUUUACUGACAAGGUUUUACAAUCAAUGGAUGCUGGGGAGCUUACUGGAACUGUUUUUAUAGACUUAGCAAAGGCAUUCGACACCGUAAACCAUGGAAUCCUGUUACGUAAGCUACAUCUACUUGGUGCUGAUGACCAUGCUUGUGAAUGGUUUAAAUCUUUUCUCUCCGAACGUUCACAGGUAACAGUCUAUAAUAACGCCCAGUCUGAAACUGCAAAGAUAUCAAUAGGAGUUGCCCAAGGGUCCAUUCUUGGGCCAUUAUUGUUUGUGAUAUAUGUUAAUGAUUUGCCGAAUGUCUUAGAAUCCUGUCACGUCACCCUGUUUGCUGACGAUACAGUUUUAUACUGUUCGUCCAAAUGUCCAAAGCUAUUGCAACAAAACUGA
Messenger RNA from Paramuricea clavata, 2154 nucleotides. The record is from the annotation of a GenBank genome assembly. Lineage: Eukaryota; Metazoa; Cnidaria; Anthozoa; Malacalcyonacea; Plexauridae.